Molecule: messenger RNA, 2015 nt
Organism: Ricinus communis (castor bean)
Lineage: Eukaryota; Viridiplantae; Streptophyta; Magnoliopsida; Malpighiales; Euphorbiaceae
Product: putative methylesterase 11, chloroplastic
Exons: 5
Coding region: 611-1804 (397 amino acids)
Molecular function (GO): methyl jasmonate esterase activity; methyl indole-3-acetate esterase activity
Source: RefSeq, a predicted model, not a curated record
UCAAACUAAUGUAUUCUUUAGCACAUCCCAUGAGCCAGCCUUCUUUUCUUUUAGAGUUUGCAGUCUCUAAAAUUGAGGCCCCAUUUGAUGGAUUAAAUAAAAUCCUCAUUUGUCUUACUUCCUACCAUUUUAUUCCCACUUAUAUUAUAGCACCAAUCCAAAUUGAUUAGCUUCUUAUCAUCGGCUAGAAGCAUCAGUCGCCAUCUUUAUUGCAUUAUAAUAUAUUGACUGAAUUAUAUCUUGGCUAGCAAUAAGAGACUUGGUCUAAGAUUCUCCUUUAGUAUUUGUGGAGAAUCAAAGCUACUUAAGUAUUUCUUAGGCAAUUCUUGAAUGUAUAAACUAAUGUGAAGGUUUUUUCUUGAAAGUGCACUUGAAAUCUGACCCGAACCAUUAAAUAUUUCUAAAAAAGAUAUGAUAUUUCCAUGUAUCUAGUUGGAUUCUGUAAGCUGUAACAUUCACCGUUUUCUCACCAGCAAGAACCCUUACAAGAAGCAACGUGAUUUCAACUAUAUAACUCUGUCUUCCAUAUCUACAGCCAUUCUUGCUCAUAUAUACACAACAUCAGUACCUAUUACAUCUCUGUUAUAAGCUUCUUGUCCAUGCAAAGCAAAUGGGAAAUUCAUUAGUAUGUAUGUCAACAGAGAAUAAAGCGAGAAAGAAAGCCUCUAAACAUCCUCCUCCACACCCUUCUUCUUCACCUUCUUUAGUUCCAUCUUCGAGUGGAAGAGAUGGCGUAACAUCGUCUUCUUCCAAAAAAGAGAUAAAUAAAGAUUUGGAACUCGAUGAGGAAUUAGCAGAACAAGCAAUUGCUGCAGCUAUGUUAUUUCGUCAUCAUCAAAGAAAUGGCACUCUUCCAUUUCCAAGAUCAACUUCUGUUGUAUAUCCUUCUCAAGGGUCAAACAAGAAGCAGCUGCAGCAGCCGGGUUUUACAAAGAGUUCCAGUUCUAGGCAACGUUCUCUUGCUGAUCCUUUGCUAAGACCAAGUCAGCUUGUUAGCCAGGAUCUAAAGAUUGAUGAUCUUGAAACCAAACAUUUAAUCCUUGUUCAUGGAGGAGGUUUUGGUGCUUGGUGCUGGUACAAAGUCAUAGCACUCUUAGAGGAAAGUGGGUUGAAAGUUGAUGCAAUUGACUUGACAGGAUCUGGCACUCAUUCAUCUGAUACAAACACCAUUAAAAGUCUCUCCCAAUAUGUAAAACCACUUGUUAACAUUAUUGACAACCUUAGAGAGGGAGAAAAGGUUAUCUUGGUAGGACAUGAUAUUGGUGGAGCUUGUGUAUCAUAUGUGAUGGAGUUGUUUCCAUCUAAAAUUGCUAAAUCUAUUUUCAUUGCUGCAACAAUGUUGUCCAAUGGGCAAAGUGCCUUUGAUAUAUUAUCCCAACAGACAGACUCCACUGAUCUGCUACUGCUACGACAAGCUCAAGUAUUUCUGUAUGGCAAUGGAAAGAAUAACCCUCCAACUGCUAUUGAUCUUGACAAGGCACUCCUGAAAGAUUUAUUGUUUAACCAAAGUUCACCUAAGGACAUAGCAUUGGCAUCAGUAUCAAUGAGACCCAUUCCAUUUGCACCAAUUCUAGAGAAAGUCUCUCUUUCUACCAAGAAUUAUGGUUCGAUUCCACGAUUUUAUAUCAAAACUCAGGAAGAUUGUGCAGUACCUGUCUCUCUACAGGACACCAUGAUCAAAUCCAAUCCUCCACAGCAAGUUUUUCAGAUUAAGGGUUCUGAUCAUGCACCUUUUUUCUCAAAGCCUCAGGCUCUGCAUAGGAUCCUAUUAGAGACUUUGCAAAUUCCCAAAUUGCAAGCUUGAAUUCUCCUGCACCAUUAUUAUGUCUGCUUGGGUAAAUACACCCCCCUUGGUCCCAAUUUUUGCACUAAUUCUCAAGAUGGUACCUUACUUUUAAUUUGUUUAUUUUUAGUACCAAACUUCACUUUUAGUUUAGAAAAACAUAUUAUAUAUAACUUUAUUGAUGUUGCAGCCGAUGAGGAAAUAAUCUUAGAAUACACGUCCCAUUAGCUCA